GAGGAAGAGGCAGGGAGGCGCGGGGGGCGGGGGAGGCUCCGGAGCGGGCGGUGACGGCGGCGGCGCGGAGGAGCCAGCGGCUGGGCCCGGGCCCCGUGCGUCUGUCCGCGCCCCGUGGAUGCGAAUCGGCCGCGGCGGAGGCGGCGGCGGAGGAGGAGUCGGUGGGCCGACGCCGGGCCGGUGGGAGCGCGGAGGAUGAGGCCGCUGCCGGGCGUUCCCGGCGUGGCGGCGGCCGCCGCGCUGUUGCUGCUGCUGCUGCCCCGGGCCCGGGCGGACGAGCACGAGCACACGUAUCAGGAUAAAGAGGAAGUUGUCUUAUGGAUGAAUACUGUUGGGCCCUACCAUAAUCGCCAAGAGACAUAUAAGUACUUUUCACUUCCAUUCUGUGUGGGGUCAAAAAAAAGUAUCAGUCAUUACCAUGAAACUCUGGGAGAAGCACUUCAAGGAGUUGAAUUGGAAUUUAGCGGUCUGGAUAUUAAAUUCAAAGAUGAUGUGAUGCCAGGCACUUACUGUGAAAUUGACUUAGAUAAAGAAAAGAGAGAUGCAUUCGUGUAUGCUAUCAAAAAUCACUACUGGUACCAGAUGUACAUAGAUGACUUACCAAUAUGGGGUAUAGUUGGUGAAGCAGAUGAAAAUGGAGAAGAUUAUUAUCUUUGGACCUAUAAAAAACUUGAAAUAGGCUUUAAUGGAAAUCGAAUUGUUGAUGUUAAUCUUACUAGUGAAGGAAAGGUGAAACUGGUUCCCAAUACUAAAAUCCAGAUGUCAUAUUCAGUAAAAUGGAAAAAAUCAGAUGUAAAAUUUGAAGAUCGAUUUGACAAAUAUCUUGAUCCAUCCUUUUUUCAACACAGGAUUCACUGGUUUUCAAUUUUCAACUCCUUCAUGAUGGUUAUCUUCUUGGUGGGCUUAGUUUCAAUGAUUUUAAUGAGAACUUUAAGAAAAGAUUAUGCCCGGUAUAGUAAAGAAGAAGAAAUGGAUGACAUGGAUAGAGACCUUGGAGAUGAGUAUGGAUGGAAGCAGGUGCAUGGAGAUGUAUUUAGACCAUCAAGUCACCCCCUGAUAUUUUCCUCUCUCAUUGGUUCUGGAUGUCAGAUAUUUGCUGUGUCUCUCAUUGUUAUUAUUGUUGCAAUGAUAGAAGAUCUGUAUACAGAGAGGGGGUCAAUGCUCAGUACAGCCAUAUUUGUCUAUGCUGCUACAUCUCCAGUGAAUGGUUAUUUUGGAGGAAGUCUGUAUGCUAGACAAGGAGGAAGGAGAUGGAUAAAGCAGAUGUUCAUUGGUGCAUUCCUCAUCCCAGCUAUGGUGUGUGGCACUGCCUUCUUCAUCAAUUUUAUAGCCAUUUAUUACCAUGCUUCGAGAGCCAUUCCUUUUGGAACAAUGGUGGCUGUUUGUUGCAUCUGUUUUUUUGUUAUCCUUCCUCUAAAUCUUGUUGGUACAAUACUUGGCCGAAAUCUGUCAGGUCAACCCAACUUUCCUUGUCGUGUCAAUGCUGUGCCUCGUCCCAUACCGGAGAAAAAAUGGUUCAUGGAGCCUGCAGUCAUUGUUUGCCUAGGAGGAAUUUUACCUUUUGGCUCAAUCUUUAUUGAAAUGUAUUUCAUCUUCACCUCUUUCUGGGCGUACAAGAUCUACUAUGUCUAUGGCUUCAUGAUGCUGGUGCUCGUCAUCCUGUGCAUUGUGACUGUCUGUGUGACCAUCGUGUGCACGUACUUUCUACUCAAUGCAGAGGAUUACAGAUGGCAAUGGACAAGUUUUCUCUCUGCUGCAUCCACUGCAAUUUAUGUUUACAUGUAUUCCUUUUACUACUAUUUUUUCAAAACAAAGAUGUAUGGCUUAUUUCAGACAUCAUUUUACUUUGGAUAUAUGGCGGUAUUUAGCACAGCCUUGGGGAUAAUGUGUGGAGCAAUUGGUUACAUGGGAACAAGUGCCUUUGUCCGAAAAAUCUAUACUAAUGUGAAAAUUGACUAAAGACCCAAGAAAGCCUGGAACUUCGGAUCAAUUUCUCUUUCACAGGGGUGGAACUUGCACAGCAAAAAAAAAAAAAAAGCGCAAGAAGAGAUUUGGGCUUUAACACUGGGUACUUUGUGGGUCUCUUUCGUGGAUGGCUUAAAGUAACAUCUAUUUCCAUUGAUCCUAGGUUCUUACUGACUGCUUUCUCCAACUGUUCACAGCAAAUGCUUGGAUUUUAUGCAGUAGGCAUUACUACAGUACAUGGCUAAACUUCCCAAAAACUAGCUCAUUAAAGAUGAAAUAGACCAGCUCUCUUCAGUGAAGAGGACAAAUAGUUUAUUUAAAGCAUUUGUUCCAAUAAAAUAAAUAGAGGGAAACUUGGAUGCUAAAAUUACAUGAAUAGAAAUCUUCCUGGCACUAGUGUUUCUACAAUACUGAAAAAUGAUGUUCCAGAAAGAUUACUUUUUUCUCUUAUUUUUACUGCCAUCAUCAACCUGUUGUGGGACAUUUUUAUAUAUUGAACCUGGGUUCUUUUUUGACCUGCUUUUUUUCUGCCCCCAAUUCAACUGCAUCCUUUUUUUUUUUUUUAAGAGAAAAUUUUAAAAUAUUAAAUCCUGCAUGUAAUAUAUCUGCUGUCAUCUUAGUUGGACCAACUUCCCAUUUAUUUAUCUUAAAACUAUCCAGUUACAUCUUAAUUCCAUCCAAAGAAGAUACAGUUUGAAGAUAGAGGUGUACUCUCUACAAUGCAAUUUACUGUACAGUUAGAAAGCAAAUUGUUAAAUGGAGAAGAUAUUUGUUUUUAUUAAACAUUUUGAGAUUUAGAUAAACUACAUUUUAACUGAAUGUCUAAAGUGAUUAUCUGCCCCCUCCCCCCAAGUUAGUCUUACAUCUUUUUUGGGUUUGAAUGAAGGUUUUACAUAAGAAAUUAUUAAAAACAAGGGGGGUGGGUAAUAAAUGUAUAUAACAUUAAAUAAUGUAAUGUAGGUGUAGAUUCCCAAAUGCAUUUGGAUGUACAGAUUGACUACGGAGUACUUUUUUCUGAUGAUGAUUGGUGUAGAAAUGUGUGAAUUUGGGUGGCUUUUUACAUCUUGCCUACCAGUGCAUGAAACAUUGGGGUUUCUUCAAAAUGUGUGUGUCAUACUUCUUUUGGGAGGGGGAUUGUUUUCUUUUGUUUUUCUUCCUGAGACUCCCUACAGGAGCCAAAUUUGUAAUUUAGAAACAUUUAAUUUUGUUAAUCCUGUCUGGGGCACUUAAGUAACAUCUGAAGCAUUACUGCUUUAGAAUGUUAAAAUAAAAUUUCCUGACCAAAUUGUUUUGUGAAAAUACAUGUGUUUGCAAUUUGAAGAUAUCUUUUCAAAAGACAGUAUUACUGAAUGCAGAGGGUUUUUUUUUUUUAUCAUGCUUUUCUGAUACAAGGGACCCAUACUUUAAAAUCCCCAAUAUUGCUUUCAUCUAGAUUAUCCAGUGCAGUCACAAAAUGAAUGAGAAGCCCUUUGAAUGAAAUUGUGGCACAAAAUCUGUUCAGGUCAGUGUACUGUGUAAAGUGGGGAUGGGUAAAAGUGGUUAGUGUACUAGAGGAUGAGCAAAUAAAGCUUACUGUUUCCUAAGAGAAGUAAUUUUAAUUUUGAAUACAUCUUUCUGGAACGGUCCAUAAUGUGAAGUUUUCCUAGAACCAUUGAGUUUCUAGUUUAAUAGUUUGCUAUGCAAAUGACCACCUAAAAACUAUACUGUAUAUUGGUAUUUUUAGAAAGACUCAAAACAUUUUAACCUUAAUGUAUUUAAACCUUAACAUGAAGUUCAUGCCACUCAGAGUUACAUAAGGUGUUUUUAUUACAAAAUAUGUUUCUGUUAAUUAAUAGACUCUGCAUCCUUUAAUAUAGCAUUAAAGACUAUAAAGGGUGGCAAGUUUGAUUUCUUAACCACUUAAAAUACGACUGACAUGAACAAACAGAAAUUUGAUCAAAAGCUAUUGGUAAAUCCUCUUCUUCAAGCCAAAAUAUUAAGUAUAACCUGCUAGUUCCUUCAUUUUCUGUUUUUUCUCACACCUGCCUUUGAGAUCUAAUAAGAAAACUAAAAGUUAGUACUUAAUGGCUUAUAUUAUAUAACUUUUAAACUACAUGUAAAAUUCUUAUAAGAACAUAGAGUCUAUCUGAUAUAUUGUAAAUUGGGUGGCAAGCUUCUAUCUUUAUAAAAUGAAAUUUGUUUCUCAUGAAUCUUUCAGGUAAAAUACAGGGUUUUUAAAGAAUGAGUGGUUUAGCUGCAUUCAGGUACACCAGUUCUUUUACUAAAGUAAUCUGUAUUUGAAAAUCUUUGGAAUCUUCACUGAAAAAUAAUUUUGUAAUAUCUAAAUACGUGAAGAACUAUUAAAAUGAGUAUAAGUCACCUUGAAAAGUCCUUUAGAAAAUAGGUAUUGGUUUAUGGCUUUGUAGAGGGGCUGGGUUUUGUGUGUGUGUGUGUGUGUGUGUAUGUAUGUGUAUGUGUGUGUAUGUCUUGAAGAAGAUGUAAUCCACAAAUAGUUUAGUUCCAUAGCUUUCAGUUGUAGAAUAGCAAAAUAUAUUAUUUAAGUUAAUCAAAGGGUAGGAUUUUUCCACUUCAUAAAUGCUAUUUGUCUUUCAUUUAUUAACAUUUGCUCAACUUAGCAGCUGAAGUUUUGAAUACUCUCACAAACUGGGGACUUGUAUCUGAAAGCACGCUUCACCUGAGACUUAGCUACACUGGUGACAUUGAUGUGUAUACCCUAGCACAAGAGUGGGCUUCCCGAUGGCUCUGACGAUAGAGUCUGCCUACCGUGCGGGAGGCCUGGGUUUGGUCCCUGGGUGGGGAAGGUCCCCUGGAGGAGGGCAUGGCAGCCCACGCCAGUAUUUUUGCCUGGAGAGUCCCAUGGACAGAGGAGCCUGGCAGUGCAAGAGUAGGAUAAGGUGGAAAUGUAGUGACUGGAAAGUUGGGAAAGCAUCCAUCAUGUUGAGCUUCUGGAUUGUAUGGAGUUUGCCCAGAAAUUAAGCCCCAUGCCCUUGGAAUUAAUUACAUUGUGGUGAUUUCUGAACAUAGUGAAUGGUAUGCUUGAGUGUUUUCCAUUGAAGAGUGGAUGGAUCCCUUUAUAAAGGUGGUUGCUGCAAACUCCAGUUCUUCCAAAAACCACUUUAUUCAGGGUUUAUCCACAAAUUGUAUUCAUUUUGAUAAAGCUUUUGUUUCCUAGAUGUUUACUGAUCACCAUAUGCCAAAUGUUUUACAAAUAAAUAUUAGUUGAAGAUUU
Odocoileus virginianus texanus is the source of this 5194-nucleotide messenger RNA. It is a transcript of the gene TM9SF3, whose product is annotated as transmembrane 9 superfamily member 3. Lineage: Eukaryota; Metazoa; Chordata; Mammalia; Artiodactyla; Cervidae. Gene Ontology annotation, biological process: protein localization to membrane. The record is from RefSeq and is a predicted model, not a curated record. Gene Ontology annotation, cellular component: membrane.